GCCGAGGGGGGCGGAUCGACAGCAGCGAAGAAAAAGAAGGUGACAGCGGCGCAAUUACGGGUGCAAAAGGAUCUCUCCGAGCUCUCCCUCGGCAGCACGAUGUCGACAGACUUCCCCGACCCAGACGACAUCCUCUCCUUCAUACUCUACAUCGAGCCGGACGAGGGCAUGUACAAAGGCGGCCGGUUCAGCUUCACGUUCAACAUCACGCCAUCGUUCCCGCACGAGCCGCCAAAGGUGCUCUGCCGCGAGAAGAUCUACCACCCGAACAUCGACCUCGAGGGCAAGGUGUGCCUGAACAUCCUGCGCGAGGACUGGAAGCCGGUGCUGAACCUGAACGCCGUGAUCGUGGGGCUGCAGUUCCUCUUCCUGGAGCCCAACGCCAGCGACCCGCUCAACAAGGAGGCGGCCGAGGACCUGAGGAACAACCGGGACGGGUUCAAGCGGAAUGUGAAGCAGGCCAUGGCGGGCGGGAGCGUGCGUGGGGAGACAUACCAGCGGGUGCUGCUCUAG
Chaetomium fimeti is the source of this 513-nucleotide messenger RNA. RefSeq names its product ubiquitin-conjugating enzyme/RWD-like protein. NCBI's taxonomy places the organism in Eukaryota, Fungi, Ascomycota, Sordariomycetes, Sordariales, Chaetomiaceae. The record is from RefSeq and is a predicted model, not a curated record. The annotation marks the transcript as partial. The transcript has 2 exons.